CUCUUAUACAAAUUACAAUUCGCGGUUGUAUAUACGCUGAUUUGAUUUAAAUUAUUUCUUUAAAUACAUAUUAAUGAAUAAGUAGUGAAUAUAUUUUUUUUCGAAGAGAACAUAUGUAUCAAAAAUCGGAUACCAAUUUCUUGCAUCCAGCAUUAGUUAACUUGACCACACAAUUAUUUCAAGAUAUUAUUGAAAGUAAAAUUAAUGCACCAAAUUUUAAAUGUCUUGGAUUACAAUCAAUUGAUUAUGAACAGAAAGCAAAUCAAAUUGAAGUUGUACUACAGUUUGACAUUAUCUCCUCCACUUCAACUUCUUCACCAUCAUUAUCAUCAGAUAACUCUGUGAUGAAUGAUUCAUACACAGUUUGUAAUUAUACAGAUUUAUUGAAAAAAUCAUCAGAUGAUUCACGUGGAGAGGAAAGAAAAUCCCCACUUGUAACAAUAGUCGUAUGCUGUUGCAUACUGACGACAUUUUUUCUGCUGGUCCUCUUUCUGCGAUGUCGAAGCUUUAUUCGAAGGAAACAACUCAUGAGAAGAAGAAACAACUCAAAGUAUUUAUACUGUUCCAACUAUUCAAAACCACGACCAAUUAAUCAUAGCUAUAUCAAAACAGAUAAAACUUAUCACUGGUCACCACCGAAGCCCAGUCAUAAUAAUUCAUUUCCAGCUUGGUUUGAAUGUCCACCUCUAAAAAAUAACAAUAAUAAUAAUAAUUAUACAACAUCUUCCUCUUCAUCAUUGAAUCAUUCAAACAACACAAUAAAAUGUCUUCAACAUCGUAUUCCCUAUGGUGGUAAUCAUUCAACAACUUCAUUUUUUACUCAACGUCAAUGUAGUUCAUCAAAUGAUAUUAUUAACAGUAAUUAUAUAAAAUAUAAUUGUCAGCAUCAAAAGUGUAUGAUAGGAUCAGGAAAUUAUUUAGCUGCUGGUUAUUCAGAAUAUUAUAGACGAAUGAAUAAUUAUAGAUCAGUCAAGAAUAGAUCAGUAAACACAAAUUUAAUGUAUUCAAACUCUCAAAAGAUGAAAAAAUCAAGAAAAAAAGAGUUGAACACAUCAACUACAGGAAAUCAUUCAAUGUUUUAUAAUACAAGUGAAAUCACAGAUUCUGAAACUCCAACUACAGAGUUUACAGGAAGCACAAAAUCACAUAGAAGUAUAUCACAAAGUCAUGUCUAUCGUAAAGGCAGAAGUUUAAGUCCAGCUGAAAUAACUAACUCUAGUGAAUCAAAGUAUUUAUUCAAUUCAAAGCCAAGAUUUUCACUUGCAGAAUCAGAUGAAAUGAGUAGUAAACCAAUGGAGAUGAGUCAACCAUCUGAAUUUCAUGAUGUGGUGAUAGACUGCAGUUCACUGGAGAGCGGUGUCAGUUAUCCUGUACAAAAUUCUUUAUCUCUUUUGGAUACAAACAAGGAUCUACAAAGCCCUCUAGAAAGUCGAACAUAUCAAAGUCUUAUGUCAGUUUAUUUAAAUGAUAUCUCACAGGGAAAUGGGAUAAAUACUGAUACAAUCAAUACUGUUACAAACAUGAGUAAUACUACUACUACUACUACUACUACUACUACUACUACUAAUAAUAAUAAUAAUAAUAAUAAUAAUGAUAAUAAUACUAACAAUAAUAAUAUCAGUAACAGUAAUCAUAGUGUACUUUUGAAUAUGAACAAUAAUCACCAUAAUGAAAAGGAUAUUCUCAUAUUGAAUAAACCAAAUAUUCCAAAAAUUGCCACAGGUCUAUAUGAUGAUGAAUUAUGUAAAAUGAAAAAAGUGAAUUCAUUUGAAAGUACUCAAUCAGCAUUAUCAUUGAACAAUAAUGAUUUUAUUGAACAGAAUAAUUCAAUGUUUUAUGGUAUACAAUCAUCAAUUGUAAAUAAUAAACCAAAACGUCCAGUUUUAUGUUUAUUUAGUGCAAAUAAACAUCGUCAACAUCUUCAACAGGAAAAAUAUUAUUUCAAAUAUCCUAAAUUAAUUCAAGAUGAUAAUAGUCUAUCACAAAAUAUCAAUGUACAGCAUUCAUUAAAAUCAAUAAAUCUAUCUACAUCACAAUUACCAGUUAUCAAUUAUACUAAAAGAAUAAUUCGUAGUAGUAAUAAUAAUAUUAAUAUGAAUAGUAAUAAAGUUGAGAAUAAUAAAAAUUUAUUAUGCAAUACAAUUGAGUGUAAAAGUUGUAUGAAUUUACAAGCAUAUAAUUUAGUACAAGAUCGUUAUCGUAAUCCAAGUAGUGGAUCAACUGUUAGUCAAAUACCAAGAUCAGAUUUACCAGAUGUUUAUUUAAAUCCACCUUCCAUGUCUACAUUGCAAUCCCAAAGAAGCAGUUUAUGUGAAAGGAGUAGGAUGGAACUGUUAUGUGUUGACAAUGGAUUAGAUGGCGAUAAUUAUUCUGCAGGCAAAAUUGGAACAAGUCAACUGAUGAGUGCACCAAAUUUAGAAGAUGAUAUUGCAAGUAUUACUGAGUCUAAUGUUCAUUGCUCUUCGGAACACAGAAAUGUAGGAGGAGAUAAUUGGAGUCUCCGUGAUGAAUUAGUCAUUGUUCCCCAACCACAAACUUUAACACUGGUGCGGAAUCAAGCGUAUAAUUUGCGAAAUGCAUAUCAUCAACCUCAACCUCAAUCACCAUCCAAUUUAGUACCGCCAACAUUCAAACUUUUUCAGUUGACCGAUGAAAAUUUCGGUAAUUUACCAGUUAGAGAUAAAGAACACCAUAGCAGUAUACAACAACAACUUAGAAGAGCGUUAAGUCUAUCGUCUAGGAGAAAAUCUCCUCGUUCUCUGAAUGCUGAAAUUCAGUCAAUCAUGGAUAAACAUUAUGAAAUGACUGGGAUCAGAAUGACAAUCGGUACUGGAUCAUCACAAAAGAAUGCACCGACUACAAAAUCCUAUAUGAAUUUAUUCGGUUUGCAGUCAAAUAAUAAAACACAAGGAUCACGAACAAGAAAACGUCGGUGCAGUUGGACAUUCACCAAAGAUAUUACAAAUGAAUUUCAAUCUGGUUUAAAAAAUGUAUCUAGUGCUUUACAUCUAGAUUGUACAAAUUUUGAUCUAAUACAAAAAUUGAAGCAUAUCAGAGAGAAGCCAUCUGUACUAGAAUCUUUAUCUAUGACAGCUUUACCAUGUCUAGUACCAUUAAGACCACGUAUUCGAUCGGAUGCAACAAAUGAUAUGACUGUAAUUGAUGAAGAAUUCAUAGAAAGACGUUACAGUCGAAAAAUUCAUUCAGAUUUGAAUACUACAAAAUUGACUGAUUUCAAGCGGAACAGUAUGAUAGCCAUUGAUAAGAGUCUAUCAAUCCUUGGUAUUCAAUCCAAUGUUAGACUUGUUAAGAGUAAUUGGAAUUUAACAAACAUUUAACUUUUCCUGUUCAUUGACAAAUAUCAUAUUCAUUUUACUACUCAUAUAUACACAGCAUAAUAUGUAGAUAGUUUGAAUAAAAUACUUUACUAAAAGCAAUAAUAAUAUUGUACAGGAUUAAUCUUUCAUUAAAGACAAUUAUUUUCUUGAAUAUCAUUUCCUAUUGAUUGAGUGUACAUAAUUUCAAUCGUUAAUGAGUUGUUCUAAGUUACUUUCAUUGAACAUUGAAAUAUGCGCUACAAUUAGUAACACAUAUCUUGUCUGUUUGAUUUCAUGCAUAAAUAAACUUUAAAUAACGUAUAAAAAAAUACAAAACCCUUUUCAAC
Molecule: messenger RNA, 3664 nt
Organism: Heterobilharzia americana
Lineage: Eukaryota; Metazoa; Platyhelminthes; Trematoda; Strigeidida; Schistosomatidae
Source: the annotation of a GenBank genome assembly